Prosopis cineraria is the source of this 2717-nucleotide messenger RNA. RefSeq names its product phosphatidylinositol 4-kinase gamma 5-like. Lineage: Eukaryota; Viridiplantae; Streptophyta; Magnoliopsida; Fabales; Fabaceae. The record is from RefSeq and is a predicted model, not a curated record.
UGGUAUAUUAACCCGAUCGAAACGUUGGUUUAGAGGACGGUCGGAGAGAGUGAGUGAGUUCCCUUUUGGGUUUUUGCUUGUACACAGAAUCGUCCGAGUCAACUCGAACGAGUCCUUAGCGUUGUACGGUCUGAACACUCGCACUGGGUUUGUGGUUCCUUCCUCCUCGGCCACUCUUCUUGUGAUUCCGCCUCCACUUUUUGGCCACCGUAACUUCGGGGAUUUAGUUUUUUUUUCAUGUUCAGAUCUCGCAUUGUGAUUUUGUGUUUUGCUACCCGGGCAUGAUGGCCUCCUCAAUAUAGUAAUCGCCCUGCAUCUUUUUUCUAUCUCCAAUCCUGAAUUCGUUCUCCAAAAUUUUCAUUCGAAGGCUCUGAUUAAUGAUCGUUGGGGAACAAGACCUUGGCCUUACACAAUCUCCUCGGGCCAGCUUGCCGAUUUCUGGGGAGGGAAGAAGCUUUCUUCCGCCAUCAUUCUUGCUUCAUUCAGUUGAUGUCUCAAAAGUUGGACAGCCCUGUUCAAACUCAGAUGGCUGUGGCACUGAUGAGGAGUCCCCACAGUGGGGAGUACCAUGGAAACAGCAGAAUCGAAGGGAGGCAACCUGCUGGGAGGAGACGAGUUUUUGUGCAAACAGAAAAUGGCUGUGUCCUUGGCAUGGAAUUGGAUCGGAGAGACAAUGCUCACACUUUGAAAAGGAGGUUGCAGCUUGCCCUUAAUGUUCCAACAGAAGAGAGCUCACUAAGUUUUGGGGACGUUAUUCUGAAGAAUGACCUUAGUGCUGUAAGAAAUGAUUCUCCACUUCUUCUUACUAGGAAUCAAAUGCACAGAAGCUCAUCCACUCCUUGUUUGUCUCCCGUUGGAAGGGAUAUCCAGCAGAGGGACAAGAGUGGUCCUAUUGAGAUAUUGGGGCAAUCAGAUCGCCUGGAUAGAAUGAAAAAACUGGUCAAGGACACUGUGAAGGCAAUUAGGAGGGGGAUUGAUCCAAUCCCUGUUCAUAGUGGUCUUGGAGGUGCAUACUAUUUCCGGAACAGUAAAGGUGAGAGUGUGGCCAUUGUGAAACCAACAGAUGAGGAGCCUUUUGCCCCAAACAAUCCGAAAGGAUUUGUUGGUAAAGCACUUGGACAGCCAGGUUUGAAACGCUCAGUAAGGGUAGGGGAGACAGGGUUCAGGGAAGUUGCAGCUUAUCUGCUUGAUCACGAUCAUUUUGCAAAUGUGCCUCCAACUGCCUUGGUUAAGAUUACUCACUCGAUCUUCAAUGUCAAUGAUGGGGUCAAUGGGACUAAUACUCGGGGGAAGAAUUUGGUAAGCAAAAUUGCAUCUUGCCAACAGUUCAUACCACAUGAUUUUGAUGCCAGUGAUCAUGGGACCUCUAGCUUUCCUGUUGCUUCUGUGCAUCGUAUAGGGAUAUUGGACAUUAGGAUUCUCAACACAGAUAGGCAUGGUGGAAACUUGCUGGUCAAAAAGCAUGAUAGCAUGGGGACAUUUGGGCAGGUGGAGCUCAUUCCUAUUGAUCAUGGGCUUUGCCUACCUGAAGCUUUGGAGGAUCCAUACUUUGAGUGGAUUCAUUGGCCCCAGGCUUCGAUUCCAUUCACUGAAGAUGAGCUCACUUACAAAAAUCUUGAUCCUGCUCAAGAUUGUGUGAUGCUUCGUAGGGAACUGCCCAUGAUACGAGAGGCUUGUCUGAGAGUCUUGGUACUCUGCACUACUUUUCUUAAGCAGGCUGCUGAUUUUGGUCUAUGUCUUGCUGAGAUUGGUGAAAUGAUGACUAGGGAGUUCCGCAGGGGUGAAGAGGAACCCAGUGAACUUGAGGUAGUAUGUUUGGAGGCGAGGAAGAUGCUUGCAGAGAGGGAGGAACUAUCUCCAAGGACUGAGUUGGGAGAUCAGGAAUUCCAGUUUGAGAUAGAUUGUGAUGAAUUUGGGUUUGAUUUUUCUCCCAAGUUGGCUUUGGAUGAUCCUCUAACCAUAGCAACUUUUCAACAUGGAUUUGGGAGUGGACAUGGUCGCAACCCGCUAUCCAAACUUGAUGAAAGUAUUGAAGAGGGAGAGGAAGAAAGUGAUGUGGAAGAUCCAUCAGGGUUUGCCACAUUUUCCUCUCAAACAAUCCAAAAUGUCUCAAAAUUUUCUGUGUCACUGAAAAAUACUAUGUUAGGGGAGAAAACCCAAAAAUAUUCAGGAACAAAAGCGGAUAAUGGCUAUAUUGCAAAUGCAUCCUCUGGGCAUAGGAGUGCCAAUGAGCAGCUACCUGCAAGCAUAAGCUUUGUGAAGCUAGCUGAUAUGAGUGAUGAACAAUGGGCAGUGUUUCAGGAGAAGUUUCAAGAGCUUUUGUAUCCAGCAUUUGCCAAAAGGAAAUCCAUAACCUUAGGUCAGAAGCAGAGACAGAGGCUUGGUACUUCCUGCCAGUUUUGAAGUUGAGCAAGGCCUUGCUAUGAUAAAGGACUUAAGAAUGAAGAACAAGAGGCUUAGGUAUCUCGGACUGAGGGAUUGUAGGAUAUAUCUUGCUUAUAAGACUGUGAUGAGUGCUUGUAUUUGGGAGUGAGGGUGGGAAGAACUGUUGUAAAUACGUUAGCAAUUGCUAUCUUGUUUGCCGGGAAGCGUUUGCUGCAUUUUGAUUUUAUGAUUUCAUUUCUUUUUUCCCUCCAGGAUCAUCUUAUGAUCUGUUCGAUAAAUCAUUUGUAGAAUAAAAUCGUGAAAUGAAACUUAUGUAUAUAACGAAUUCUGUA